AUGCUGAACAGAAUAACAUCUUUGUUAGCGAGUGUGUUUAUAAAGGUGGGGUUGUUGUCGACGGAGGAGCUGCAGCAGCAGUCUCUGCUGGGGCCCCAGGGAGAGAUAGAACCCAUAUACCAUAUGACUCUAUUGAAAGAGGUAAACAGAACACGCCAGCAGCAGCAGCAGCAGCAGCAGCAGCAGCAGCAGCAGCAGCAGUUGCAGCAGCAGCAGCACGCGUCAGAUGCAGGAGAACAACCGGACUACGACCAACUGCAGCAACGCCAGCAGCAGCAGCAGCUGCUGCAGCACUACCACCAGCAGCAGCAGCAGCAGCAGCAGCAGCAGCAGCAGCAGCAGCAGCAGAAAAAAAGAAAAGGUUUCAAUGCAGCACAGCUUAUACAAGAUAUGCGCGGCUUCGACUUCGGCGUCGUUCGUGUCCCCUCCGUGCAGCUCAAUUCUGUCUCCACUGCUGUUGAGGGUUCUUACCUCUGUCUAGCACAUGUAGACUUACCCUAG
Eimeria mitis is the source of this 501-nucleotide messenger RNA. RefSeq names its product KH domain-containing protein, putative. The transcript has a single exon. NCBI's taxonomy places the organism in Eukaryota, Apicomplexa, Conoidasida, Eucoccidiorida, Eimeriidae. The record is from RefSeq and is a predicted model, not a curated record. The coding region runs from base 1 to 501 and encodes 166 amino acids.